AUGGAGAUUGAACAUGAAAAGUUGCAAAAAAAGAGAGUUGCAAUUAUUGGAGCAGGUGCUAGUGGAAUUCCUGCUGCUAGAGAAGCUCUUGACCAUGAUUGGCUUCCUUUUGUGUUCGAAUCUUCAACAGAUAUUGGGGGUCUUUGGAGAUACAAACAAUAUGAGACUGAAGGUAAAGAGCUUAGACUUAUCGGCAAUAUUGAACCUGACAAACCCCAUUCUUUUCUCCCUAAGUUUCUUCCUAUAUAUGUACAUUACUUGCAGAAUGGUCAGACUUCUUCCUUCAAUUUUCCUUCCAUCCAAGGGGGACUUAAAAUUCCUUUUGUUUGUAGGCAAAAUAAAGGAGGGCAAUUGGGAUGGAAGAAAGGAAAAGUCUGA
This is a messenger RNA of Meloidogyne enterolobii, 378 nucleotides long. Lineage: Eukaryota; Metazoa; Nematoda; Chromadorea; Rhabditida; Meloidogynidae. The record is from the annotation of a GenBank genome assembly.